GUUGACAAGCCUGGAGUGUUGAUUUUGUCGCCAUUCGCUGGGGCGGGAGAGACCAUGCACGAGGCACUUGUGGUGAAUCCCUACGAAAUCAGCGAAGUGGCGGAAGUGAUCCACCGGGCCCUGACGAUGCCGGAGGACGAACGGGAACUGCGGAUGUAUCAUUUGCGACGUCGCGAGAGACAGAUGGACAUUUCCCACUGGCUGAAUGCGUUCCUGGCUGACAUGGGGGCCCUGAUUGCCGAGGAUGGCAUCCCUGCACCCAAUGCACCACCAGCCACAAAUGGCUCGAGCACUCAGAUUGAGCCGAUGUCGGUGGAGGACUUCGACGAGUUCCUUGCAAGCUACAUCGACGAGAGCAGCAAAUUGGCACUCUUGUUGGAUUACGAUGGAACCCUGGCACCAAUUGCCCCGAAGCCGCAUCUGGCGUUCCUUCCGAAGGAAACGAAAAAGGUUUUAUUGCGAUUGUCCAAUAUCGCGGAUGUGCAUAUCGCCAUCAUCUCGGGGAGAAGCCUGCAGGACGUGAAAGAAAUGGUGGGCAUUGACGGGUUGACCUACGCCGGGAACCACGGGCUGGAGAUCCUGCAUCCGGACGGCACCAAGUUCGUGCAUCCCGUGCCCCAGGGCCACGAGGAAAACCUUUCUCAAAUCAAGCAAGAACUGCAAGAGUCCUGCUGCAGGGACGGGGCUUGGAUUGAGCCCAAGGGCGCCUUGCUCACUUUCCACUACAGGGGUGCUCCCGCCAAUUGUCAUUCCAAGCUGAAGACGGACGCCACGAAAAUCAUCACCAAGCAUGGGUUCACGGCGUCCCCGGCGCAUUGUGCCAUCGAAGCCCGACCGCCGGUCCAGUGGGACAAGGGCAGGGCGUCCAUCCACAUCCUGCGCACCAUGUACGGCGUGGACUGGUGCGAGCGGGUGCGAGUCAUCUACUGCGGGGACGACCACACGGACGAGGACGCCAUGCGGGCGCUCAAGGGCAUCGCGACGACGUUCCGAGUCACGACGUCGCACGCGGUCCGCACGGCCGCCACCAGGCGCCUGUCCAGCACAGACAGCGUCCUCACGCUCCUGCGCUGGGUCGAGCGCCACAUGCAGGGACGCCCCAUGAAGUUGCCACCAAGAUCCCCGUCUCCAGCCAGGUCCAUCAUAGAUGGUAACAUCUUCAUCCCGGUGACAACGUUGCCACCCCCGGUGGAGGUGCACAUGGAGGACGCCCUGGACGGGGACGCCGGCCGCCGCCGCCGGAUUUCCGCUACCAAGUCUCCCAUGAACACUGCCACUGCGAAUGGCGCCGGAAUCGGAAAACUACACUAGAUACUGUACACAAAUUGCAGUAAUCACCCAUGUUUAUCAGAGGGGGUUUCGUUUGUUUGUUUCGUUUUGUUUUGUUGCCACCUGUAGAAUGAAUGAAUGUAUGAAAGAAUGGGCGAGGUCACGAGGACGAGAGUUAGUUUUUAGUAUAGCGCAGUUCGUUUUUAUGCCGGACAAAUCAUGACCAGUGUAAUGACCCGAUUUUUUUGCAAGAGAAACAGAACCAAACAAUUUUGUUUUUAAUAUUGAAUUUUCAAGAAAGAAAAAAACGUCGAAUUUCCUUAUGACGCGAUCGCUGUUUAAUUGCAGGAAUCCUAAGAGGAAAAAAAAAUGUGUCAAUUGUAUCAUCACGAGGAUGAUGAAUUAGCGAGAGCGUUUUUCGAAAGCAAUUUUUUGUGACUCUUUGUUGAAGUGAUCUGGAGAUGGAAUUUGUCGAAUUUAGAAAUAGUUCGCGUGUUCAAUGGAAUAAUCUGCCCCUCACCCCCCUCGUGUUAGAAAAAAAGUGUUGGAUUUUUGAGAGACACCGCGAAUUUUCGAGUAGAAGGUUGGAUCCAAUAUGUUCACGGGUGUCCCCACGUUUUUAUCCGGGUAAUUGGAGACGACGCACUUUUUUCAGUAUCAUUAGAUGUCGCUGGCAGUCUAAAAUGGGAUUUUGAGUUCGAAAAAUUUCUUCUGAGCAUUUAUCUCUGAAUUUUAUUUCAACGAAUGCAUCAUCGGGAAUGGAUUUAGAUGGAAACGUUAAUCCAUUUUCGUUUGUGCGUAAUUUUUUGAGUUGUGAAACUAAUUCACAGAUGUUGAAAAAAAAUUUUCUCCAUGCAACCGUGGUUACAGUACGAGUUUUGGAAGUGCGAUCAUGUCCUGAACCACUAGUGCUGGAAUCUCUGGAAAAUUCACAGGAAAAAAAGCUACGAAAUCUGAGUCGUUUAGUGUUCAAAGAAAGAAACAAAGUGCGAGUCAGAAAGGAAAAAAAUAUUUGGGACAAUGAGGAUAUCCUGUUAGAUUUUUGUUAGGGGGAUGUGACCCGUCCUAAGUAUGCAACUUUUUUUGGCGACAGAGACAAAAAAAAAAUUAAGUGAUGUGUGCGGAAAAAGCAAAAAGGAACCAUGGAGAAGCUUUGUUUUAUGUAUGUAUUGAGGAAAUGAUGUUUCAUGAUGUGUGUGUAUUUUUCUUACAAAGGAAAAAUGU
Molecule: messenger RNA, 2493 nt
Organism: Notodromas monacha
Lineage: Eukaryota; Metazoa; Arthropoda; Ostracoda; Podocopida; Cyprididae
Source: the annotation of a GenBank genome assembly